Molecule: messenger RNA, 3261 nt
Organism: Dictyostelium discoideum AX4
Lineage: Eukaryota; Evosea; Eumycetozoa; Dictyosteliales; Dictyosteliaceae
Exons: 1
Coding region: 1-3261 (1086 amino acids)
Source: RefSeq, a predicted model, not a curated record
AUGAGUUAUCCAAUUUAUUCAGAUAAAUCAAUUAGAAGAGGAGAUAAUGAUGGAUUAGGAGAAGAUUAUUAUGAAAAAAAUAAAGAUGAAACAUCAUUCACAAGAACUCAAUUAUAUCAACCAGUGAUUCAACCAUUACAUUUCGAUGAAGAUGAUUUAAAUAUCAUUGCAAUGGCAAGUAAUAAUUUAACGACUCAUGCACGUAAAUCAAGUUUAGAAUCACCAAUACCGCCACCAUUACAUAAUGAUAUUGGUUCAAUUAAAAAGAGUAUUAGUACAAAUGGUAAUUCAUUCUCAACAUUAAAUAGGAAUCAAUCAUCACAUGAAUAUAAAUCACCAGGUUUUUAUAGAACGCGUAGUAUAAAUGAUACAUUAUCAUCACAACAACAACAACAACAACAACAACAACAACAACCACCAUUACAACCAUUAACACCUGACCCAAUAAUUAAUAGUGGUUCUGGAUCAUUGGGUAGAUCGAAUCAAUUAAAGAAAACUAGUUUAAUUUUAAAUGAUAUACCAGAGAAUUCAAUAUUGGAAUCACCAUUACCACCACCACCACAAUCUUCAAAUUCAUUUUCAACAUCAAAUAUUAUUACAACAAAUAAAACGCCAACUAAAACACCCAAAACGCCAAAAACACCAAAAACACCAAAAGAUUCUAAAAAAGCUACAACUACUAUAACAACAACCACUUCUACAGCAUCAAUUGAUAAAGAUUUAGCAAAUUUACAUAAUUUAGAAGAUAAAAAACAAUCAUCAUUUAAAAAGAAUUUUAGUUCAUUUAUAAAUGAAUUGAAUGGUGAUUCACCAAUUGCUUUAGUUGUUGAUAAAGAUAAACCAUUUCCAACAACAACAUCAGUAACAACAUCAACUAUUACAACAACUACAAAUGAUGAAAUUGAAAAAGAUAAAUUAAAAGAAUCAAGAACAAUUAAAAAACAUCAAUCAUUAAAAAAAAAUAUUGUACCACCAUUAAAUAUUGAUCCAACUACAGGUUUAAUUCAUGCAAGUAAUAAAUUAUCAAUAUUAAAUGAUAAAGUUGGAGAUACAGGACCAAUACCAAAUGUUGAACAACCAUCAAUGUUUUCAAUUAAAGAUACGACCAAUAUUUUCAAUUAUAAGAAACCAGUGAUUUCAUCGAGUACCAAAGAGUUUAUAGUUUGUUUAAAGAGGGUAUUAAUUGAUAAGGAAAAGAUUAUGGAAAGAAAUGAUCAAUCUCUUAGAACCGUUAUACAUAAACUAUUCUUUACAAUUAAAAAGUUACACCAAGAUGGUAGUUUAAAUAUCCUAUUCGAUGAUUUAAGGUUAAUAACAGAGAUUAUCAUUAGAUCAGGUUAUUUCAUUCAAAUUUUUAGAUCAUUUUUUAAAUUAAUUGACGAAGUUAAAACUUCGGAGGUUUUCUUUAGUUUUCUUUCAGAGUGUCGUCAUAUGGUGGAUAUUAUCAAUUUAAUAAUUAAAGCCGCUGGUCAUGGUAAUGAAACUCAAACUAGAAAAAUGAUUUACAUUGAAGAGGAUCAUCGUAAAAUUCUAUUGAAACAAAUUAAAUAUCUCAUUCAAAUUCUAUUACAAAAUGAAGAGUUAAUUUCAUUGGUUCGUAAUAUUAGUAAUUUAAAGAAACAGGUUGACAUUGCAAAAGAGGAACAAAGAAAAGCAUUUCCCUAUGAUUUAAAAGAGAAUUUAAAGUAUGCACCAUUCACCAAUGAAUUCAUAUGUGCAGCUCAAUCGAUAGUUGGUGAAAAAGUUAAUAUACGUAAUAUCUUUGCAAAUGUAAAUCAAGCGAUAACCUAUAUUGGUAGUAAUAGAAAUUAUAAACGUGUUAUUAAAGAGUUUUCAACCAUCAUUCGUAGAAUCUAUUCAACUGAGGAAUCAAAUUUAACAAUUGAACUUGAAACUCAAACUCGUCAAGCUAUGGAUAGAUUGGAGAUAAUGAUAAUUGAAAUUUGUUCUCUACCAUCAUUGGUUGAGGUUAGAGUACAAUUAACAUUAUUAAUCUCUUCAUUUAUGUCUGACCCAAUCAAUGAAAAGUUAAUUCACGAUAUUAAAGAUCUAUUCAAUAGUUUAAAAUCUGAUAAAAUUGGUAAAAAGAUUGAUAUAAACAUUUUUAGAGAAUUAAAACUAUUGGUAUUCCCAUAUCUUAUUCAUAAUAUUCACAAGAUAUCAAUACCAAAUAUCGUUGGUUUAAAAGAGAGUUCAAAGAAAAAGAUUGAAUAUAGAUUAGAGAAUAUUAAUUUAAUCCUAACUAAAAUCGAUCCAAAUGAUUUAAAAAUCAAAUUAAUUUCUUCGGUUGAAACUGCACCAUUAGUAUUGAAAGGUUGUAUCAAAUCGAUUCUAUCGAUAGAGUUAACAAAUAUUCAAUUUCGUUUGGAUCAAGUAGAAUGGUACUUUAAGAAAUCAUCUUUUCCAAAGAUUAAAGACAAUGGUUUGGUUAAUAUUUCAACUGGUGGUGAUGGUGAUGGUAAAGGUGGUCAUGGUGGUGGUGUUGAUAUUAAAUUGAAGCUAUCUUUCUCUCCAAAGAUAUUGGAUAGUAAACAUUGUUUCCAAAUUUUAAAAUCCAAAUGUAAAAUCAAUGAUAUUCAUAUCAAUAUACUCAAUAGUAAUCAUAAUGGUCUCUAUAAAACCAUCUAUAAACUAUUUAAGAAAAAGAUAAAGAAAUCAAUCGAAGAUGCAAUCUCUGAACAAAUUAAAAUCAAAGUUAUGGAAUUGGAUCAAUAUAUCUAUGAUCUUUUCUUGGCAAAUGAUAAACCAACCGUAGAUAAGAAUUCAAUCAAAAAGUUAAAUAAAAUUAAACGUGAGAAAAUUUUAGAAAGAAUUGUAACAGAAAUUCCAACUUCAAUUAAAUCAUCACGUAGAUUCUCAUUACUCUCUUUCAAUUAUCCAAAUCCAAAUGGUAGUAGUGAUGAUUCACCAACUAAUGUCUCUGGAACUAAUACUCCAAGAUCAACCACUUCAAAAAGAUCUUUAGAUGAUGAAAUUGAAGAAUUCAUUCUAAAAGAACAACAACGUGAACGUUUAGAAGAUGAAGAUAAUUUAAAUAAAAAUUCUUUAGGUUAUGAAUUUAAAUAUGAAUAUAAUUCACCUGCACCAUUUGCAAAAACUGCUUCAAAUUUUCCAAUAACAAAUAAUAAUAAUAAUAAUAAUAAUAAUAAUAAAUCUUCAAAUUCAAGUAUUAAUCCUCCUUCGCCUUCAGUUGAAUCUCAACAAAGAAGAUCUUCUCAACCUGAUUUAUAUCAAUAUGAAAGAAGAAAACAAACUUUUUAA